Cladocopium goreaui is the source of this 1701-nucleotide messenger RNA. Lineage: Eukaryota; Dinophyceae; Suessiales; Symbiodiniaceae. The record is from the annotation of a GenBank genome assembly.
AUGCCCAAGCAUGCGCCUGGUCGCAAAACCAAAGUUCAUUCGAAAGACAUCCGGAUGCAAGUGCGUGUCUACCUGCUUGAGAAUGCCACUACAUCUGCGAAGCUCAUGAAAUGUGACGGCUCUAUCGAACCUGUGUACAACUUGAACAUGUCUAAGCGGAAGCUUUGGCACCGCAGUGUGGCAAUGCAGAGCCUCCUGUCGAGGCCAGCUUGGUACAAGCACAUGGCUGCCCAUCACAAGAACUUUGUUCGUUUGAAAACGCGCACAGAUGUAUGCUGCUUCUGUCACAAGUAUGACAAGGUAUUACUUCCUGCAUUGCGCAAAGAUCUCGAUGCUGUCCGUGGAGGUGUGCAAUCUGUGCAGAAUGAUUAUUUUGCAGCGAUGGACUCUCAUUGGGAAGCCAUGAAAGCAGCUGGCCGCACGGACCCUGACGAUCAGUUGUCUUUGCAAUAUGUUAAAUUCAUGAAGCUCUUCAUGGACAAGACGUCGUCUGUCCGGUACAGAACGGCAGCUGCCCCAGGAACUGUUCGUGGCCGACAAGAUCUGAAAGAGGCAGAGGCGAGUGGAGCCACAACCUUGCGGAAGUAUAUUGAUAUUUUGGAAUGCUGCGCUCAUCACUUUGCCGGUGUUCGGCGACAGCAUGAAAGAAGAGAGCAGCGAGAAAACAAUUUGCCUCCCAAUCUAUUGGUUGUACAAUUGGACUACAUGGAGAACAUGACGUGGCCGCUGGGACCAGAGGAGGCCCAGGACUGGUUCUGGGCAACAAGCCGAGAGUCCAUGACAACGCUCGGCUUCUACGUGUCUUUCUGGCGCAAUGGUUGCCGCCAUAGAGAAUAUUGGCAUUACAUCAGUCAGGUUAUGAACCACGACUCUGCGUUCGCAGUGGCAUGUCUGAACGAUUUGCUCCAGAAUCUUUAUUGUCCUGCUGCCACAGAGCUUGAGAUAUGGGCAGACACUGGAACCCACUUCAGAAGCUACGAAUUUUUAUGGAACGUGAUUGAGUUGACACGCAGCCGGUUUGCGUGUGCAAGCCUCAACUUUUUCGUUGAACAUCAUGGAAAAAGAUAUUGUGAUGGGGCUUUUGGCCUUCAGAGGCAUUGGGUAUCGCAGUUUGCACGUACGAAGAACAUUGAGUGUCUCGCUGAUAUGCACGCUGCAAUUGAAGCUGGUGCUGCUGGAACUAUGUCUCUGGACCCUCCUCCACUUGGUCCAGCCUACUAUGUGAAAUCUUUCAAGCCAAGUCCAAAGACACACAUCUUCAAGUUAGACACUUCCCUUUGUGACAUACAAAUUGAGCACACAUAUUGCAUUUUCUUUGAUCGUGCUUCUGAUGGCCACGUCCGUGGAUGGAAUUUCUGGUACAGUGAUCGCGUGGACAAACGCACGCUUGGAUCUAGCAUUGGCAAGCUGAAGGCGAUCAAAGUUCCUUGCAAAGAAGAUUGGAGGUUGUCCUACCGGGCGACCCAACCCGAAAAGAACCCUUUGAAUGUUGACUUGUUGAAACGCCGAAUGGCCAAGCAAAGUGCCUUUAUUGACUCUAGCGGCGCAAGCCGUCGAACAAAUUUUAUGCAAGCUUUGUUGCGCCGAGAGAAGCAGGGGGCAAAGCAGAAAGCUAAGUAUCUCCGGCAGAAAAGAGCUCUGGCAAUCAAUUUAAAAGAAGGCCAAGAUUCAAGCGACAGCGAGAGUGAAAGCGACGAGUGA